Knipowitschia caucasica is the source of this 819-nucleotide messenger RNA. The record is from the annotation of a GenBank genome assembly. Lineage: Eukaryota; Metazoa; Chordata; Actinopteri; Gobiiformes; Gobiidae.
AUGGAUGGCGGGCAGAUCCAUCACGCCGACGGGAGCAGAGAAAACCCGGGCUGGCGAAACACGGCUGUGGAGGACACGGCUGUGGACACGGCUGUGGAGGACACGGCUGUGGACACGGCUGUGGACACAUCUGACGCAAAGCCUGUGGCAUGCGUCGACAGCCUACGACUGCGGCCUGCGUCUGCAGCCUACGACUGCGGCCUGCGUCUGCAGCCUACGACUGCGGCCUGCGUCUGCAGCCUACGACUGCGGCCUGCGUCUGCAGCCUGUGGCAUGCGUCGGCAGCCUACGACUGCGGCCUGCAACUGCAGCCUGUGGCAUGCGUCGGCAGCCUACGACUGCGGCCUGCAACUGCAGCCUGUGGCAUGCGUCGGCAGCCUACGACUGCGGCCUGCUGCCUACUACUGCGGCCCAAGUCUGCAACCUGCGACUGCGGCCUGCGACUGCAGCCUGUGGCAUGCGUCUGCAGUCUGCGGCCUGCGACUGCAGCCUGUGGCAUGCGUCUGCAGUCUGCGGCCUGCGACUGCAGCCUGUGACUGCAGCCUGUGGCAUGCGUCGGCAGCCUACGACUGCGGCCUGCUGCCUACUACUGCGGCCCAAGUCUGCAACCUGCGACUGCGGCCUGCGACUGCAGCCUGUGGCAUGCGUCUGCAGUCUGCGGCCUGCGGUCUGCAACUGCAGCCUGUGGCAUGCGUCUGCAGUCCCACGUCUGCGACUGCGGUCUGCGACUGCGGUCUGCGACUGCGGUCUGCGACUGCGGCCUACGUCUGCAUCUACGACUGCGGCCUACGACUGCUAUCCCUUGGAGAAACUCACUAA